Messenger RNA from Anisakis simplex (herring worm), 654 nucleotides. The record is from the annotation of a GenBank genome assembly. Lineage: Eukaryota; Metazoa; Nematoda; Chromadorea; Rhabditida; Anisakidae.
ACUGGACCGCCCAACGCUUGCCUGCCCUUAGGGCCAGAGCCGAUGGCUGGCUUGCAGUUGGGCUGUGAACACUGCUUCAACUCCGCUAGAAUGCUGCUAUUGAUGGCGAGAUGGCGUUUAUUGGGCGCCGUUGUGGCGAUUUUGCUCUUUGGCGCCAUGGAACAGGUUUGGGCGACCGGGGCGACCACGGCGCCAGUGUUCGACUUCCUCCAGGACGACGAGAUCAGCGCGCUACCGGGUGCGGAGCAACUCGAGAUUAAUUUCCGGCACUAUUCGGGAUUUUUCAAAGUAUCCGAAACGCAUUUCCUGCACUAUUGGUUCGUCGAAUCACAAGGAGAUCCCCAGGCGGAUCCGGUGAUAUUCUGGUUUAACGGUGGACCGGGUUGUUCGUCUUUGGAUGGACUGCUAAAUGAGAUGGGCCCUUAUCUGGUGAACGCUGAUGGGAAAACACUGCGGGCAAAUGAAUACGCUUGGAAUAAGAUGGCCUCGGUGAUCUAUAUCGAGUCACCGGCCGGUGUCGGCUAUUCGUAUGCGACAGACGGCAACAUUACGACAAAUGAUGACCAGGUAUGGUGCUCUGGCUAUAUGGCUGCGAAAAUGCUAUAUGGCUGCGAAAUUCGCGCAAUUUUUGAAGAUCUGAAGAUAUUUGGCUGU